GAUUGGCUACCGUUGAUGUCUGUCUGGAAAGCGGGCGGUGCUUACUGUCGCAGGUUGGAUGCUCUGCAGUGAGCGGAGCGCGAGAGAGGCGCAAGGUGGUGAAGCGGUGGCGGCGUUACUUUUUUUUUUCUUCUUCUCACGAUCUUUUGAUCUAUGCAUGGCUGUCCGAGAACGCUACUAAGUGGAGGUUAUUUGCAAAGGGUAAUCAGCGAGUUUGUUUCAUUUUUUUUUUUUACUUGUGGACUGGCUUUUUGAGUGUCGCCUCACGAUGGGACGAAGCCGGGCGUCGCUUUAGCUUCUACUAUUUGGGAUUCAUCUAGAGACAACACAGAUGGUCGCUUUGUCCCUUCGCCUCGCGCCACUAGUGCCCUAAAGCGACCUGACUUGAACGCCCCUACAAUCACUCCGUCUCGUACCAUGGACAUCACUUUCUCCGAGUUGAUGAGGAACUUCUUGGAGUGCCCUCUGGUGACUUGGGUUAAAACCUUUGGACCUCUGGGAACAGGAGAUGGAGAUAAGCUGUCUAUGUACAUGGAUCUGGUGGAUGGCAUCUUUUUAAACAAAAUUAUGGUACAGAUAGACCCGAGUCCUUCCAAUCAGAGAGUAAAUAAAAACAUCAACAACGAUGCACUGCUUCGAAUCCAGAACCUCUCAAUACUCGUUAGACACAUCAAGAACUGCUACCAGGAGACUCUGCAGCAGUUGAUAGUCAUGAACUUGCCCAAUGUGCUGACUGUUGGGAAAGACCCCUUUUCAGAAAAGAGCAUAGAGGAAAUGAAGAAGCUGCUGCUCCUCAUCCUGGGAUGUGCUGUGCAGUGUGAACGAAAGGAGGAAUUUAUUGAGAAAAUUAAACAGUUGGAGAUCGAGACCCAAGCUGCUAUAGUCAGUCACAUUCAAGAGGUUACCCACAAUCCAGAGAAUGUCUUUGAUGUGCAGUGGUUGGAACAGCCUGGUGGCCUGCCAUAUGAAGAGAUGGAUUCAGUGUGUCGGAGUAUGAUGUCCCAUCUUCGCAAGCUCAUAGAUGACCGAGAUGACUGCUUUGAGCAUAUUUUAGAUUUGACGCAAGAGCGUGAUUAUCUGCUGACACAACAGCCUUCCAGUCCCAUGAAGAAUAAUCUUGAAUCACUACAUGGGAAUAUCUCCGUAAUCACUAAAGACGACCGACAGCAUUUGGCAGUUGAGUUGGCUGAAUAUAAAUCCAAGCUACGUAGGACAAGGCAGGAGCUAGAGGAAAAAAGCGAGCAGCUGAUGGAUGCCAGAAAUGAAGUAGAUCGACUAGAUGUGGAGAUGCAGAAACUGCGGCAGGAGAACUCACAUUUAUCAGCAGACUCACGAUCCAUGCGUGCUUAUCGUGAUGAAUUGGAUUCUCUGCGUGAAAAGGCUGGCAAAGUAGACAGACUGGAGACUGAGUUGACUCGGUGCAAGGAAAAGCUUCAAGAUGUCCAUUUCUACAAAGCCCGCAUGGAGGAGGUCCGUGAUGACAAUGUUACACUGCUGGAAACCAAGGCGAUGCUAGAGGAGCAGCUAACCCUGACAAGGAGUCGAUGUGAUAAACUGCAUGAAUUAGAGAAAGAAAACCUGCAACUGAGAUCCAAGUUGCAUGACUUGGAAAUUGACAGAGAUACAGAUAAGAAGCGGAUUGAGGAACUUUUAGAAGAAAAUAUGAUGCUGGAGAUUGCUCAGAAGCAGAGCAUGAAUGAAUCGGCCCAUUUGGGAUGGGAACUGGAACAGCUUUCCAAGAGUACUGAUGUCAAUGAUGCCUGCAAGUCUUUUGUGUUUGAGCUCAAUGAAUCUGCAUCCAGCCGUAUCCUAAAGCUAGAGAAAGAAAAUCAAGGGUUGCAGAAUAUGAUCCAGGAGUUGCGGGAUGCAUCAUUUACCCUGGAGGAGGGUAAUCUUCAAGUCCAGCAGCUGAAUAAAAAGGUGGAACAGCUUGAAUCCCAGCUGGAUAAGGAGAAACAAGCAAACCAAGACAUGGAGACCCUGGUGGAAGACCUGCUAAAAGAGAAACAGCAGUUGAAGGAUACUAAUGAGAGCAGACAAACUGACAGAGACAGACAGAUUUCAGAAUUACAGCAUGAAAAUGAACAUCUAAGACAAACGGUGGAUUCCCUUCGUCAGAGGACCCAGGUCAGUACCGAGGCCAGAGUGAAGGAGAUAGAGAAAGAAAACAGGAUCCUUCAUGAGAGCAUCACAGACACAGGCAGCAAGUUGACUCAGCUGGAGUUUGAGAAGAAGCAAAUCCAAAAGGAGCUGCUACUGCUGAAGGAAAAGUCAGAGAAAUCAGAUGAACUGGAAAGAGAGGUGCAUAAGCUUGAGCAUACUAAUGAAGGACUCCAAAAAAAAGUAGCCGCCUUACAGAUCACAUGUGACAAAAUCAAAGCACUUGAGCUGGAGAACUCUGGGCUGGAGAUAGAAAACCGAAAACUAAAGAAGCUAGUCGAUACGGCACAGAAUGCAUCCCUCAAGAUAGAAGCCCUUGAAAUUGAAAACCAACAGCUAGAGCAAGAGAAUCUAGAAAUGAGGAGGACAGUGGAGACUUUGAAAUUUGCAAAUGUGAAACUGUCUCAAAUAGAAGCUGAACAUAAAGAACUUGAAAAAGAGAAGGAGGAGUUGGUUAGAAGUGUGGAAAUACUAAAGGUCUUGAGUAAAAAAUAUGAGAAGCUGGAGCUUACUUACCAAGGCCUUGAUUCUGAAAACCAGAGGCUCCAGCAAACAUUGGAGAACAGCAACAAAAAGAUGCAGCAUCUAGAGAAAGAGUUGCAGGAUACAGAGAAGGAAAAUCACGUGCUACAGAAGAACAUGGAGGAGCUGAAGAUUGCCAGCAAAAGAUUGGAAAAGUUAGAACUUGAUCAGCAUUGCCUUGAGCAGGAAGUAUGUCAGCUGGAGAAGGACAAAAAGCAUUUGGAGAAGGAGGCCAAGCGGCUACGGCAGCAGGUGGAGGUGAAAGAGGCAGCAUUAGAUGAGAGCUGUGCCAAAGUGUCAACAUUAGGAAAGGAGAAUAAAGUGCUUGAAAAGGAACUGAGCAAGUUCAAGGAGGCUCACAGCAAAGCUAAAGAGCUGGAGAAGGAGAUAAAAGAAUUACAGAAACAAGCCACCAUUGACAAGCGGACACUAGCGACCCUCAGAGAGGAUUUGGUGCAUGAAAAGCUAAGAAGUCAACAGCAAUCCAACGAACUAGAGAAGCUGAACCAUGAGUUGGAGAAAAUUGGACUGAACAAGGAGAAGUUGCUUCAGGAGGAGCACAGUACAGAUGACAACAAGUACAGAAUUUUGGAGUCGAAGAUUGAGUCAACACUAAAAAGGACACUUGAGAUCAAAGAAGAGAAGAUUCUGUCCCUGGAGUCUCGACUUGAGGAAUCCAGCAGCCUGAACCAACAGCUUCGUAGUGAACUCACAUCAGUGAAAAGGAAUCUGGAGGCUCUAAAACAGAGGAAGGAGGAAGAGGAGGCUUACACCCCGGCGUAUCAGCAGCCCAACCACCAAGUCAUGGAAAAGUGGGAAACGGAACGCAGGGAGGCCACCAUGGAGCUGCUGAAAGUGAAAGAUCAAGUUAUUGACAUAGAGAAGAAUAAUGCAGCACUUCAAGUUGAGAAGCAUCUGCUAAAGGAGCAACUCAAGCAGCUAGGCACCCAGAACCAUCUGCUCAAUAGUCAGAUCUUGGCACUACAGAAGCAGGCAGCCUCCUUACAGGAGCAUAACAGUGCCUUGCAGACUCAGACAGCAAAACUUCAGGUAGAAAACUCCACCCUCAACUCCCAGACUGCUUCACUAAUGGCUCAGAAUGCUAUGAUGCAAAGUCAGCAGACAUUGGUGGAGAAUGAAGUCGAAAAUGUUAUGAAGCAAAAAGAGGAGCUGAAGAUUAGUCACGACUCACUUCUUCAAGACCAUGAGAGGGUUAUGGUGCUGCAUGAGCGUCAGUCUCAGGAGUAUGAAACAUUAAUUGAUCAGCAUGGCAACUUAAAAGCAGCCCACAGAGCUCUGGAACAGGAGUACCGCGAUCUGGGAGACAGGUACACAGUGCUGCUGAAAAGAAAAGAAGAGAUGGAACAACAAGAGUUGGCAUUUAAGAAGGAAAGUGAGAGUUUAAAAAUGGAAAAGAUGAAGAAUUCCCUUCUAUUGGGAGAGAAAGAGAGUCUGAAAGAAGAGAUGGAGAGGUUGACCUAUGCGCACAGUCAACUACAGCAGGAAUACGGUACACUUCAAGUACAUAACAAGGACCUAAAGAGCACACUAAACUCCGCACAGCUGGAGCUAAACCGCUGGCAGGCACUUGUUGAUGAACUCAAAGAACAAAGCCAGAGCUUGGACAUUACCCUGGCCAAGCGGGAAAACCACUGUGAGCUGCUAACCCGCCUGAAAGGAAACCUGGAGGAGGAGAAUCACCAUCUGCUUAGUCAAAUCCAGAUGCUGAGUCAGCAGAACCAGAUGUUACUGGAAAGGACCAUGGAGAGCAAGGAACUCUUUCAUGAGGAGCAGAAGCAGUACAUUGACAAACUAAAUUCUCUUAGAAGACAGAAGGAGAAACUGGAAGAGAAAAUAAUGGACCAGUACAAGUUCUAUGAUCCUGCACCUAAAAAAAAAAACCACUGGGUUGGCGCUAAAGCUCUGGUGAAGUUGAUUAAGCCAAAGAAAGACACUACAAAAGAACAAUCCAGAUCCACCAGUGAAAACCCUUUGCCGCUACAGGAUAACCCAGAUGGACAACAACUGCCUAAUUUCAACUCUUACUCUGCUGUGGACAGUCCUCUGAGUCCCCAGUUACUGGAGCACAACACCUCCCCUGCUAGUGCAAAAGCUAUAAACGACAGUGGUUUCCGGCUUAAGGAUGCCGGCCGGAGUGGUGGAAGCAAUGAAGGCAUAGAGUAUCAGGAUGAGGCCAUCCGCCGGAGACGUGUGGAUUUAGGCUCUAUGGCCUACUCUACAUCAGCCAUACAUGUCUCCACCUCUUCUCCUGUUUUUAGAUCCAAGCCAAACUUGCGACCCAAAGGUUUUACGUCUGACGAUGAUCUCUGCCUUCAGUCAACUGAUGUAGGGUUUUCUAACAGGCUGCAUGUGGCUAAAGGUUCUCCUGACUAUAUACAAGGGAGGUCAUCAAGUUUAUCCAGUGAUGAAGUAAUGUUUGGGCAAGAAACAUCUCCCCAUACUCCCACAAGUUCAGCAAGCAAAAAUGGAAUAAAGAGUUCUCCAGGUCAACAGAAACAUAUAGUUCCUACCCGGUCUGCUUCACCUGGAAGUGAAAUGGUCACCUUAGAAGAGUUCUUGCAGGAGAGCAAUAAUCAGUCUCCACCUUGUGUCAAAGCAGGCAGUCGUGAAGACCUAAUGAGUGAUUAUUUCAAGAAAAUUACUGAACCACCCCUCAUUAGGAAGUCACCUACUUUGAAGGAUGGUGCCAUAAUGCCCCGAGGCUAUGUCAUGCCAACUUUAAAAGGAAUUCAAGAUGAUUCUUUGGAUACAAGAUCUCAAAAGCCUGGCCAUAGUGUCAAACCAAAUGUUCGUAACCCUGCCCCUCAGAGGGUAGUUGGGGAGAGUACAUCUUCUGUCCAGCAGAGCCAAACAUUGCCAGUACGGUCAACUGGGGGAUUAAGGCCAACUGAAAGAGUGCUACAUUCUCAGCAGCUGGCAGUCUCAAGGAGUAGCAGCAAUAGUCUUUCUCGAGCAUACAGUUUGGCCUCUGCUGAUCUCCUUCGGUCAAGUGGACCAGACACAUACAGAUCAGAGAAUUCUCCAAAGCCUCAAACAGACACAAGCCAGAGUACUGGUGUGAUUCUGCGGAGGCCAGCUGCACCUUGCCGUGAGAGACCCCAGUCUGCUAGGCUAUCUGGAAUGUCUUCUCCGAGUGGAGAGCUUCAGUACCGCUCUUUUGACCCCAGACGACUGUCACUUGCACCACCAAAAAGUGAAAGGCCCCUUUCACCUUCUCAACAGCUCUACUCCUCCAUACUAUCUACAAAUGGUUCCGGAGACUGUCCCAAUGCAGCAGUUGCUCCAGCAGAGAAAUUCAGCACAACAUCUUCCACACACUACUCAAUGCAGCAUUAUACACCCCCCAGGUGUGCACAGCAACAGCAGGUACGUCCCAUCACCCAACACCGGGGUGAAGUUGCAAUGGUAACCCCAGUGAGAGCUGUGGUUUCCCCAAAGGAAGAAGAGGACAGUGGAGAGCUAAGACACAGAGAUACAAGUGGUUCAAAGAGUCUAGACAAAUCUCUUGAAGGGGGUGGCAGUUCUGGGGGAACCACUAAGGAGGAUCUUUGUGCUUCUAAGAGCACUCCAGCUUCCCCUGAUCCUAAUAAUGACCCACAGACUGUAUGGUAUGAAUAUGGCUGUGUAUAAAUACCUGUCACGCUUUUUUAAUUUACCCUCUUCCUGGGAUGGAUGUGGUUUUACUUUCUUCUUUUUCUGGCUGCCCACUGUUCGCUUCCAUUCUAGUUGGUAGCUAGUUCCCAGUGUACCAAGGCUUGUAAUGUACAGCCUGCAGUCUGUGGGUUUGCACUUUCUGGAGAAGUAACGCCAGACAUAUGUGUUACUUCUCCAUUCCUAGCUGCUCUGAAGUAACUGUUUUACUACACAUGUUGCACUGGUGGAUGCUUUCCAGGCCACCCUCAUUCAAAUCAUUCUACUGAGCAGAUUCUCGGCUCUGCUGCUGAAAACCGAACUGAUGCCAUUCUCCUCCAGCAGUGUUGGUCAUACUGCCAAUUGGAAGAUUUGAACAUUUUGAACACUCACAUGGCAACAGAUGUCAUUUCCUCACUACUUGCAAUUUUGUGUGUUUCAUUUCUUUUCAUUAAAUCAUUGUGCAGGAAUGAGCUGUUACCGGAGAUGAUGUACAAUAAACAACAUGUCUGGUAAGUGGGCAGACCGCCUGACAGUGGUCAUCAAAAGGAAUUGCCCAAGAAGAGAAAUCCUUAAAGUCAGAAGGAAAUUGCUGAUACUUGCCAUUUUCUGUAGAGAGCCGUCAUUGACUGAGAGUAAGCCUGCUGCUUUAACCUGACUGUUAAUUCUUGAGUCCACUAUCUUCUUCUUAAUGGAUGACUUGUGCACAGACUUCAGUUAGCCAUGUAUGCUGACACUGAAUAUGAGCUGAUUGUGGUUGAGCAAACUAUAUUAAUGGUGUCUUGCUGCUGGCCCCUUGUCUAAGCUACUAAUGCAAGGCCAAGAGAGCCCAUUGUCUUUACACUGGAUUUUCAGCAUACCCCAUUGCAAGUCUCUAUGUGCCAGGGGAUGCCUUUCUAAAAAUUUAGGCCCUGAUUCUGUUUUUCUCUACAGAGGUACUAUUUAUUUUGUGUAAGAUUUUCAGACACUACAGAAGUGCUUUACUUGUCCAUGACUGUGUCCGCCUUAAUUACUGUCCGUCUCCUGUCCCUGUCUGUCUUGAUUGUUGAAAAAGGGCUUUUUUUAUUGAAAAAGAUACAUUUGUUAAUAAAAAAAAAUCUUGAUUAUA
Messenger RNA from Erpetoichthys calabaricus (reedfish), 7441 nucleotides. It is a transcript of the gene ccdc88c, whose product is annotated as coiled-coil domain containing 88C. Gene Ontology annotation, molecular function: microtubule binding; dynein light intermediate chain binding. Gene Ontology annotation, cellular component: centrosome; cytoplasm. Lineage: Eukaryota; Metazoa; Chordata; Cladistia; Polypteriformes; Polypteridae. The transcript is spliced from 29 exons. The coding region runs from base 418 to 6333 and encodes 1971 amino acids. The record is from RefSeq and is a predicted model, not a curated record. Gene Ontology annotation, biological process: cytoplasmic microtubule organization; cytoskeleton-dependent intracellular transport.